UUCCUUUCCCAUUGGGCUCUCGGCCCAGGUCCACCGAGUCCUCUACGCGCUGGGGCCUGUGGGAUAGAAGGGCUGAGGGCGGGUGCACGCAGUGCUUCAGAGGAUGGGAACUACAAUUCCCAGAGGGGUGUGCGGCCGAAAGCCUCGGGCGGCCUUCUGAGGGGCUCUGCUAGCUUCAGCGCCGUGGGGUCUGACCUGGCUGGGUGUAGUGUCCCGGCCUGGCAGGAGGGGCGGCCCGGUCCGGGUCGCACCUCCUGGAGCCGUCCCCGGGACGUCAGUCCUGGAGGAGGCGAGGGUUGCUCCGAUUGCUAAGAAAACUAUGAAUAAGUCAGAGAACCUGCUGUUUGCUGGUUCCUCAUUAGCAUCACAAGUCCAUGCUGCUGCCGUUAACGGAGAUAAGGGUGCUCUACAGAGGCUCAUCGCAGGAAACUCUGCUCUUAAAGACAAAGAAGAUCAAUUUGGGAGAACACCACUUAUGUAUUGCGUGUUGGCUGACAGAUUGGAUUGUGCAGAUGCUCUCCUGAAGGCAGGAGCAGAUGUGAAUAAAACUGACCAUAGCCAGAGAACAGCCCUCCAUCUUGCAGCCCAGAAGGAGGCUACAAGGAUGAAAUGAACCCUUUCUGAAGGUGGCCACAGUUAGUAAGCAAACUGCUUCAUACAAGAGUGUUGGACCAGGAGGAGGGAAAUUAUCGUUUCGUGAAACUCUUACUUACACGCAGAGCAAACUGGAUGCAAAAGGAUCUGGAAGAGAUGACUCCUUUGCACUUGACUACCCGGCACAGGAGCCCUAAGUGUUUGGCACUUCUGCUGAAGUUUAUGGCACCAGGAGAAGUGGAUACACAGGAUAAAAACAAGCAAACAGCUCUGCAUUGGAGUGCCUACUACAAUAACCCUGAGCACGUGAAACUGCUCAUCAAGCAUGAUUCUAACAUUGGGAUUCCUGAUGUUGAAGGCAAGAUCCCACUUCACUGGGCAGCCAACCAUAAAGAUCCAAGUGCUGUUCACACAGUGAGAUGCAUUCUGGAUGCUGCUCCAACGGAGUCUUUACUGAACUGGCAAGACUACGAGGGUCGAACUCCUCUUCACUUUGCAGUUGCUGAUGGGAAUGUGACCGUGGUUGAUGUCUUGACCUCAUAUGAAAGCUGCAAUAUAACGUCUUAUGAUAACUUAUUUCGAACCCCACUGCACUGGGCAGCUUUAUUAGGCCAUGCACAGAUUGUCCAUCUCCUUUUAGAAAGAAAUAAGUCUGGAACUAUCCCAUCUGACAGCCAAGGAGCCACACCUUUGCACUAUGCUGCUCAGAGUAACUUUGCUGAAACAGUUAAAGUGUUUUUAAAACAUCCUUCAGUGAAAGAUGAUUCAGACCUAGAAGGAAGAACAUCCUUUAUGUGGGCAGCUGGCAAAGGCAGUGAUGAUGUCCUUAGGACUAUGCUGAGUUUAAAAUCGGACAUUGAUAUUAACAUGGCUGACAAAUAUGGAGGUACAGCUUUGCAUGCUGCUGCCCUUUCUGGCCAUGUCAGCACCGUGAAGUUAUUACUGGAAAAUAACGCUCAAGUGGAUGCUACUGACGUUAUGAAACAUACUCCACUUUUCCGAGCCUGUGAGAUGGGACACAAAGAUGUGAUUCAGACACUCAUUAAAGGUGGAGCAAGAGUAGAUCUAGUUGACCAAGACGGACAUUCUCUUCUACAUUGGGCAGCACUGGGAGGAAAUGCUGAUGUUUGCCAAAUAUUAAUAGAAAAUAAGAUCAAUCCAAAUGUUCAGGAUUAUGCAGGAAGAACCCCUUUGCAGUGUGCUGCAUAUGGAGGCUAUAUCAACUGCAUGGCAGUUCUCAUGGAAAACAAUGCAGACCCUAACAUUCAAGACAAAGAGGGAAGAACAGCUUUGCAUUGGUCCUGCAACAAUGGAUACCUUGAUGCCAUUAAAUUACUGCUAGACUUUGCUGCGUUCCCUAAUCAGAUGGAAAACAAUGAAGAGAGAUACACACCCCUUGAUUAUGCUUUGCUUGGUGAGCGCCAUGAAGUGAUCCAGUUCAUGUUGGAGCACGGUGCCCUGUCCAUUGCAGCCAUUCAAGACAUCGCCGCCUUCAAAAUCCAAGCUGUCUACAAAGGGUACAAGGUCAGAAAAGCCUUCCGAGACAGGAAAAAUCUCCUCAUGAAGCAUGAACAGUUGAGAAAAGAUGCUGCUGCCAAAAAGCGAGAGGAAGAAAACAAACGAAAAGAGGCAGAACAGCAAAAAGGAAGGCAAAGCCCAGAUUCCUGCAGACCCCAGGCCCUUCCCUGUCUGCCCAGCACCCGGGAUGCACCCAGCAGGCAGAGCCGGGCCCCCAGCAAGCAGCCUCCUGCUCGCAACGUGGCCCAAGGCCCUGAGCCAAGAGACAGCAGAGGAUCUCCAGGAGGGUCUCUAGGCAGAGCCCUCCAGAAGGAGCAGUAUGCUUCCUCGGAUUUGCAGGGAACAAACUCCAGAAGGCCAAAUGAAACAGCCAGAGAACAUUCUAAAGGCCAAUCUGCCUGUGUCCACUUCAGACCCAAUGAAGGCAGUGAUGGAAACAGGCAUCCAGGAGUUCCCUCUGUUGAGAAGUCCAGAGGUGAGACAGCUGGUGAUCAGCGGUGUGCAAAGGGGAAAGGCUUCGUGAAGCAGCCCUCCUGUAUCAGGGUGGCUGGGCCUGAUGAGAAAGGAGAGGACUCCAGGCGGGCAGCUGCAAGCCUUCCACCCCACGAUAGCCACUGGAAGCCCAGCAGGCGGCAUGACACAGAACCCAAGGCCAAAUGUGCCCCCCAGAAAAGGCGCACUCAAGAGCUCAAAGGAGGAAGGUGCUCCCCAGCUGGUUCUAGCCGGCCUGGCAGUGCCCGGGGGGAGGCAGUCCAUGCUGGGCAGAAUCCUCCCCACCAUCGUACACCAAGAAACAAAGUGACACAAACCAAGCUCGCAGGAGGGCUCUAUUCAGAUUUGCCACAGAGCACAGAGGAGUUGAGGUCAGGAGCCCGGAGGCUGGGGACAUCCACCCUGUCCGAGGACUUUCAGGUAUCUAAGGAGACUGAUCCAGUACCUGGUCUCUCUGGGCAAAGUGUGAAUAUUGACCUUCUCCCUGUAGAGCUCCGACUGCAGAUAAUUCAGAGAGAACGAAGGAGGAAAGAGCUGUUUCGCAAAAAGAACAAGGCAGCGGCAGUCAUCCAGCGUGCCUGGCGAAGCUACCAGCUCAGGAAGCACCUGUCCCACCUUCGACAUACGAAGCAGCUUGGAGCUGGAGAUGUGGACAGAUGGAGGCAAGAGUGUACAGCAUUACUCCUCCAGAUUUGGAGGAAGGAACUAGAACUAAAACUCCCCCAAACUACUGCAGUAAGCAAGACCCCCAAGAGUCCAUCCAAGGGCACCUCAGGCACAAAGUCCACUAAGCACUCAGUGCUUAAGCAAAUCUAUGGUUGUUCUCAAGAAGGGAAAAUACAACAUCCUACAAGAUCUGUAAAAGCCUCUUCCGUGUUGCGUCUCAACUCAGGUAAGGCAGUCACUGCAAAGCAGACGGUGGGGGAGAACAUGGGGAAGCGUUUUCCUUCAUUUCAUCCCCAAAGACAGAAGACAUUAGCACAGAGAUGGCCAGGGUUUUCCAAUGGUCAUUUGAUUUCAUGGGAUUAUUACUGUAGCCAACAUCUGUCUCCCUAAGAGGCAAAUUAUUUUCACAACUAAAAGCUAUUAUUAACUCCAAUAGAAACAAUAAAUGGUAGCUAUUAUUGAUCACUUUUAUACAGUUUUUCACAUAAAGGAGAAAAUAAAUGAAAAUACUGUCAUUUUUCAAAGGAAUACCUUGGGAAUCCUUUAUAAUCCUUAUGAUUCCCCGUUUCCUUCUCCAAGAUGGGAAGACCACCAUGAAGAGGACACUGAGAGCAUGUACAGCCCAGGCUCAGCUGUGCGUGAUUUCCCUCAUACUAGAGAAGCUCAGGGAACUUUCUUUUCAGCCGCAAGACAAGAGUUUUACUUAGUGCCCCCUCUUUCACGCCAGCAUUAAAUAUGGGUGAUAAGUUCAUUGCUGUCAGCAGCUAAUGCCAGGUCCAGUGUUUCUCAUAGGUGGCUAUGGCAACACGCUCCCCGCUGCCUCCCCGAUCCACACAGUCAUCCUGGAGGAACAGAGUGCAGCUGGGAAGGUGAACAAUGACUGUCAGCAUGAACUUUAACAUUCAUUUAGUUUUUGAUGGGGGGCAAAAACCUGGAGGUGGGGGACAGAGUAAUUACUGCCAAAUCUUUAAUAAGAGUUGGACAACUCAGGUAAUACAGACAGACUGAUCAGGGAGUGGUGGGUGGGGUAGUUAGAAACUUUGAAAGCCAUCAAGGCCUACAGUCUGUUUAAAAACAACCAAAAAACACCCUUUCGUUAUACCUGAGCAAAUUGAAGAAUCAUUUCAAAAACAGAAUUGUCAGGUAUCACUACCAGAGAAGUGGCAUUUAGACAAUCAAAUACUAGCAUAAAUUAGAUAACUGGAUCAUUUUUCACUGUCUUAAGAGAAAAACAAAUCCAAGACAGUCAGAAAUCUUUUAAAAUGGUGUUUAGCAGCAUGUAAGUUUUUUAGUUAAGGGACUCAGAAGGGACAGAGUAAAUCAAUUCAAAUCAAAACUUAAUGGUUUCACAGGACUUCAUAUGAACAAGCAACUUAUUUGUCCUACACAUAUUUUUGACUGGUUUAAAAUCAGACAAGGAUAAAAUGAUCUUUUCCUAACCCCAAAUUUGGGAGCACACACGGUUUUGUUAGGUUCAAGCCCACCCACAUUAAGCAUUAACCAGUUAAUAUUAUUGCUCUCACCCUCCAACUUGGAGAGAGACCCCCAAGAGGUUUUAGUAGUGCCUUUACCACUUAGGAAGAAACAGAAAGGUGGAUAUAGCAAAAUGCCAGCCUCCUUGGGCUGUUUCUCCACAUGUAUUUGGGAGGCAGCAAAACAAUCCCUGCUCACUUCAGUCUUCUACACCCAGCCUUGCAAACCACCCACCAAGAAUCUCAGCAGAGCCUUUUACUGAUACACACACACACCUGGGCCUAUCUCUUUAACAAUAAAAGAAAACAACUCCCUUUAAAAUUCCAUUCCAGUGAAUGGAAUAACUGUGAUUAUUAGUAUUGGUACCCCCUGUAUAAAUCCAGUUUAUUCUUGCUUACCUACAGAGGGGUACACAGAUGACAACUCCAUUCAAGAUACAGUGAAGAUACUAUUUAAUAGUUCACAUUAAAAUAAUUUUGUGGAAGUUAUAAAACCAAGAGAGAAAAAUUGAGACAUACGUUUGCUACUUUUUAAAACUACUAAACUUUUAAUGUAUUUGCUUAUAUGCUCCAGAAAAAGUUAGAAGCAAAAUAUAGCACUAUCUUCAGCAAGGUCUCUCAACCAUAUGGGGCCUCAGUAUCAUUUGUCAGUAUCAUUUGUCAAAGUAUAUCACUAACGUUUUCUGACUGUGGCAUCCUAUACAUUUGUUAAUUCAAAGUCAUAAAAAGGCCUCAAAAAUCCAUUUUAAGUUUGAUAUUCCCAUCAGCUUAUCAUUCAUGAGGAUCUGAAUAUUUCCUAACCUAUUUCCUAGAACAGACUAUUCAAAGUAUAAUAGUAGAGUUAAAAGAGGUUACGUGUUUAUGUAAUGUGUUAUGUGAGAGACACAGAGAGAGAAUAUAUUUGUUAUUUCAGGCAGACUGAAGACCGAGCUUCCGGUAUCAGCUCCCCAAGUGCCUGCUCUCUCUUAGUCAAGUCUCCCUUGAAGAGAUGUCCCAUAUCUUGAGACUGCAGAAAUAUAAAGCUAUUAUAUUAAUUCAUCCUGCCUCUACAGUAAACUGGCCCAUCAUCCCAGGGAUGGCCUAAACCUAAGUCCUUCUUCCUCAACGCCAAUGAACUGUUCCCUUCAGCCUUAAAAUUAAUAACCUUAGUAUCUAUCUGGUAUUUGUUUUUAACAGUGAGCAACCUACAGUGCAUACAUCUCCUUGAUAACAGUGGAAGAUCAAAGAACUUUUCUUAUAACCUGCAAUCAGCUACUCAGCCAAAAAACAAAACAAAACCUUGACUGCCUAAGGAGGAAGACUGUGUUCGGGUGAGCUGGCAUAGCUAGUGCAGAGUUCAAAUUUUCUGCUGAUAAUCUUUUACACUUUGGGAAAACUUUAGUAUCUGUACCUGAAGGCUUAUUCACCUAAAAAUGUGUUAACUCAAAGAAAAUGUCAGAAUGUUUCCUUUCUGCUCUUACACAGGAUUGUUUUGUCAAUCAAUGUAGCCUGCACUGAAAGGACCUGCAUAGACUAUGUCUGUGCAAAGUGCCUGGGUGUCUGCUUUCACCACAGUCUGUAUGGUUGGAAAUGAGAAUUCACAGUUAACAGUAAAAUCUAAGGCAAACUAAGGCUGCUGGGUUGGAAUUUCUGCCAGCUAGCUGGUACUGGCUUCCUGACUCAAGAGAUGAACCUAAAUGAGAUAGGAAGCCUGUCCCAUAGCAGCCUUCCUCUCACUACUUUCCUGGAAUCUAAUGCAACAAACUUAUCACACACACCACAUUCACAUCCCACUGUUACUUCAAAAUUAAUCAGGUUUAAAUUUUAGAUCAGAAUCAUGACCCACUGUUUGCAUUUAGAAAUUGUACAAAAGACCAUAGAUACAUUCUGGUGAUUCCUUACAUUUUACAGUUCCUACAUUAGCCUCUCAAGGCCACAAGUUGCCGCCACGUCUUCUCUGAAUGGCUUUCUCAGUGCUGAAUACCAACAGCCGUAUUACAGUAUCAAGGAUUCUGUCAGGUAGGGUUUACAGACCAUGCAGCAAGGUGCCAACUCAGGCUUCAAUGUUCUACUUGUAUUUUCUGACCAACUUGCAGAAAUGAGCAAUCUUCUUAAAAUGCCAUUCCUGUUGGCAGGGAAGAAUGAAACGGCACACAUCCUAGCAUUCUAAGAACACCUGGUUUAAAUAAAAUCCAGUGAUCAUGGACUCUUUCACAUUGUUUAAGGGGAAAGCUGCUGUGGGAAUAUAGACAGUAGGCAUAAACAGUGAUAUAUUUUACUCACAAGUAUUUUGGGGGUUGCUUUCAUUUUUUACACAUCAGUGCCACUUCUGUGCUAAAGUUAAGAGACAGGCAAUGAAGUGUUCGCUUAAGUUAACUACCUUGGUUUUUAGUUUGCUAAUUACUAUAAGUCAUCGUUUUUGUGAUCACAAAAACACAAAGAAUGAGGUCUGCCUAGAUGGGAUUACAAAGAUUUAGCCAAUUUCUUGGUACAUAACAGAAGGUACCACAGGAUCACUCUCUGUUUUGUAAAUAUUUCGCUCCUAUGAAAUGCACAAUGCAUAACGCCUGUGACCAUGUAUCGUGUGCUAGUCCAGGAAGCCAGCAUACACAUUAAUAGGAACUCCCAAGCAUUAUUUUCCUACAUCAAUGCAAAGAAGGUUCGUAAACUUCUUUAAAAGUUCAGCUUUAAUGACAAAAGAUCUAUUACAUCAGUCUUUCUU
Molecule: messenger RNA, 7443 nt
Organism: Cercocebus atys (sooty mangabey)
Lineage: Eukaryota; Metazoa; Chordata; Mammalia; Primates; Cercopithecidae
Gene: INVS
Product: inversin
Exons: 17
Coding region: 730-3660 (976 amino acids)
Biological process (GO): protein localization to ciliary inversin compartment
Cellular component (GO): cytoplasm; nucleus; ciliary inversin compartment
Molecular function (GO): protein binding
Source: RefSeq, a predicted model, not a curated record